This is a messenger RNA of Cydia amplana, 3013 nucleotides long. RefSeq names its product coiled-coil domain-containing protein 40 (gene l(2)41Ab). Lineage: Eukaryota; Metazoa; Arthropoda; Insecta; Lepidoptera; Tortricidae. Bases 3 to 3008 code for a protein of 1001 amino acids. The record is from RefSeq and is a predicted model, not a curated record. The transcript is spliced from 21 exons. Gene Ontology annotation, biological process: axoneme assembly. Gene Ontology annotation, cellular component: cytoplasm.
CCAUGUCUGCGUCCACAAGCCGACCGUCGACACCUACCUGCGGUUGUACUGAAGACAAUCAAUCUACGCCACCUCUGCCGUCCCCACACUGCGUGUGCCCCCGAGAUGAGCUCGACAUCGUGAUUCACGAGGAACAUUGUCUCAUGUACAAACAUGAGACUUUAAUUUAUCCACACGAGCCAGAAGGGUGCGAGUGCGUGACGCCGCAGUUCGAAGGCGGCUUGUGCAAGUGCUGCAGCUGCCCUCCGGAGCAAUGCCACUGCAGGAAGGCGGGCAGGGAGGCGGUCGAUGAAUGGCGCAGGAACCGCGACGUGGGCGCCAUGCCAGCUGUGCUGGAGUCCACACACCCCCUCAUGCAGAAGUUCCAGGCCUCGCUCAAGCAGUUCCUCGAGAAGGAGAACGCUAUCGCGGCCGAAGAGAUACUGGAGCUGAAAGACAAGCUCCGCCUGAGUAAGUUGGCGUAUGAUAAAGACUUGGAAAACAUCUACAGAAGCGACCACGAUACUAAUGCGCAAAGGGCCCUGAUAGAAGAGUACGAGGCAACUCUCACCAAGAACAGGGAGCUCCGGAUGGCAGCUGAGAAGCGUGCACAGGACUCCGCCGAGACCUACAAGCGGGCUAAGGAGAAGCUGGAACAGAACAUGAUCGCAGAACGAGAAGCGAUCGAAGAAAUGGAGGCGCUUACUUCGCUCUGCAGACAGCUUGAAGCGUGGCGUGAGGAGACGGAGUCAGAACUCACUGUCAACCAGCGAAUGUCUGACAAGAUGAGAGCUGAGAAGAAGGCGAUGGCCGACGAGAAAAGAGAGCUGGACAUGGUGAUCUACGGACUAAGCAACGAGGUCUGGAAGCUGGAGUCCAAGCUGGAGAUGUUCAAAAAGCAGUUCGAGAUCAAGAACAACGAGAUGGAAAUAGUUAAUGACAGGGUGACAGCAUACUCGACGGAGCUGGAAGACCUGGAGCUGGACAAGCGGCGCCUGGUGAGCCUCUGGAACUCCGUGCUCGUCAACAUCUCGCAACGGGACAAGGUGUUCGACUCCGUGCGGGACGACUACAACACCCUGAAGGAGAGCUACCGCACACUCCUGAACAAUCUGGAGAUCACGAAGAAGGUCACGAUGGAAUCGAUGGAGAAGAGUGCUGAGCUGGCUAUGAACAAAGACAAGCUGAUGUAUGAUAUCGGCGCCAUUACCAAGCUCGUGGACGGGGAGGAGGCAAAGCGCCUGGCUUAUGAGACGCAGAUACAAGAACUCACCGAAUCCAUCGAGAUGACCGAAAGGGACCAGGAGCUUAUCCAAAUGGAAAACAAAACAUUGCAAAAUAUGCUGACGACUACAGAGAAGGACUUCGACCACAAGACGGAGAUGAGGCUCAAGCUGGAGACGGAGAUCCUGCAGAACAUACAGGACUGUCUGCUCAACGACAAGGCCGUGGAAGCCAUGGCCAAAGGCAUCAAGAAGAUGAGAGAGAUGUCCAGGAAACAGGAAAUAGGUCUAGUAGGUAUGGAGAACGCUCACGCCAAGGUGAUGCUGGACAUCGAGGUGUACCGCAGCCUGAGCGCGCGCAACAAGAAGGUGCUGGAGGAGGUGGAGGGGAAGGUGCGAGAGCGGGAGAGGGAGAUCGAGCGGCUGGAGGAGAAGUAUGACCUGAAGACAAUGGACCAGACAAGAAAACAGAGAGAACUCGACAUUGUCACCAAGAAAUACCUCGCUUUGAAGGCGAUAUUUGACAGUAAAUCCCCUCAAGAGCGUCGUAUAGAAGAGCUGGAGAUGCAGAUCAGGACGCUGCGCGAGCGCACGGAGGGCAUGCAGCACGAGUGGCUGCGGCUGCAGAGCAACGUGGUCAAGCUGUCGCAGCAGCACCAGAAGGUGGUGGCCGACGUCAACCUCAUCAACAAGCAAAUCCAAAUCUGCGAUCAAAAAUCCAUGCGCAUCCAAGCGGACAUCGAGACCGUGGCCGCGGAGCGCGCAAGCGUAGAUCGCUCGCUACGGGAGCUGCGCGGGCGACUAGUCGUGUUGGAGAGAGAGAGAAAGGACGCUGGAGAGAGAGGGGAAGUGUUGAAGCUUGAACACGCUUCACUGGCUGUAGAAUACAAGGCCAAGCUCAAGGACGCGGAAGCGGAAGUGUUCGAAUUGGAGGAGUCUAUAGAGACCAUGGACAAGGAGAAGAUCAACCUUACGCAGAGCCUCGACCGCGUGCAGCGGGAAGCGCUCAUUUGGCAGCGGAAGGGUAUUAUGGCUGUUGAACUGAAGAAAAACAUGCAAAACGCCAAGUCUGCGGCCGGUGAAAUCGGUCAAAUGAGGAUCGAGAUUCACAGGAUGGAAGUCCGCCGUGACCAACUCCGCCGCACCGCCGAGAAGCUGUCCGAUGACCUGGCGUUGUUGGUCACCCGUCGCGAGACCGCCAUGGAUAAGAGCCGCUCGCAGGCUGCCAUUGAGGCCGCCCACGGGACCCACGGGACCACGUCACAGACGCAGUAUCAUCAUAAACUGAGGCUGGCGAGGGCUGAUGUACAACGAGUCACCAAGGACUUAGCAGAGGCGAAUGCAAAAAUGAAGAGCCUUCAACAAGAACAAGCGAGGUUGGAGAAAGAGACAAAAGAAACCAGCGCUCUCAACGCGCAGCUCGAGGAGCAAGUUGCCGCGUUGCUGCGCGACUGUCGCGCGGCAGAGCGGGACAAGCAGUGGCUCCUGGAGCGUGUGGUGCGCGCUCAGCGGCUCGGCGCCGAGUUGGGGACGGCAGUGAAACGGCAGUCGCUGCGAGUCAAGAAACCUAAAGCCACCGUGCUGGCUGAGUAUAAGCAGGCUACUGCGCUGAAUGAACGCAUCGGGUCCAUAGUAGCCAAGCUCGGUCGCGAAUACCCACAUCUAGAAGACAGGCUGGAGAUCAUCUCCAACACGCUGAAUAUCUUCGAGCCGAGCGAGAUGCCACGAUUGUGCGACGAGGGAGGUGAUUGUAUCACUAGCGAGCUGGAGGCGAGCGACGUCGCUGAGAAACCACUGUGCCCUUAACGACA